Acanthosepion pharaonis is the source of this 624-nucleotide messenger RNA. The record is from the annotation of a GenBank genome assembly. Lineage: Eukaryota; Metazoa; Mollusca; Cephalopoda; Sepiida; Sepiidae.
AUGACAGGUGAAUUUUGGAAUCUAUCUAUCUACGUACCUAUCUAUCUAUCUAUCUAUCUAUCUAUGUAUCUAUCUAUCUCUGUUCAUAAUUAUCUCUCUAUGUGUCUAUCAUCUAUCUCACCAAUUCACAUCUGUCUAUCGGUCCUUGUUCAUAAAUAUCUAUCUAUCUAUCUAUCUAUCUAUCUAUCACGUCGUAUCUAUCUAUCUAUCAUGUCGUAUCUAUCUAUCACGUCGUAUCUAUCUAUCUAUCUAUCUAUCUAUCUAUCUAUCACGUCAUAUCUAUCUAUCUAUCUAUCUAUCUAUCUAUCUAUCAUGUUGUAUCUAUCUAUCACGUCGUAUCUAUCUAUCUAUCACGUCGUAUCUAUUUAUCUAUCUAUCUAUCAUGUCAUAUUUAUCUAUCUAUCUAUCUAUCUAUCUAUCUAUCUAUCUGUCACUGUCAGUUCAUAUCCAUCUAUCUCUCUUGCUCUCUUUUAUGGGGCAACACUGCUGCUAAAUCCCUUGGAAUGCAUCAGUAUGCAAAUGUUCUUUUUUUUUUCCACUUCCGAGUUCUCGAGUUUGUUUCUUGUGAGUGAAAUACCCUCACGUACCAGCAGAGACAGCAGUCCACCUAAAUAUUUUAUUUGA